Molecule: messenger RNA, 1444 nt
Organism: Ichthyophthirius multifiliis
Lineage: Eukaryota; Ciliophora; Oligohymenophorea; Hymenostomatida
Product: peptidase c13 family protein, putative
Exons: 1
Biological process (GO): vacuolar protein processing
Molecular function (GO): cysteine-type endopeptidase activity
Source: RefSeq, a predicted model, not a curated record
AAAUUUUCAAUAAUACAAACAUAAAAAAAAUAAAAAUAUGAAAUCCUUAAAAUCAUUAUUCUUAUUAGCAACUCUCAUAUUAUUAAUAAAAGCUGAUAACUUCGCUGUUCUUGUUGCAGGCUCAAACGGUUAUUGGAAUUAUCGUCACUAAUCUGACUUAUGUCACUCCUAUUAAAUAUUAAUUAGUCGUGGCUAUAAAGCUAAAAAUAUAAUAACAUUUUCGUAUAAUGAUGUUGCUAAAGAUAGUGAGAAUCCCUUCCCUAAUCAACUUUUUAAUAAACCUACCUACAAAAAACCUGGUGUAGAUAUAAACAAAGGCUGUGUAAUUGAUUAUGAAGGAGAUGAUGUAAAACCUGAAAACUAUUUAUCUGUUAUAUAAGGAAAUAGUACAGCUGUUAAAGGAAUUGGUAGUGGUCGUGUUUUAACUAGUGGUGAAAACGAUUAUGUCUUUUUAACUUUCUUCGAUCAUGGAGCCCCUGGAUUGAUAGCUUUCCCAAACAAUGAUUUAUACGCUUCUGAUUUAUUGAAAGCCUUUAAAAAAAUGCACUCAAAAAAAAUGUAUAAGUAAUUAGUUUAUUACUUAGAAGCCUGUGAAUCAGGAUCUAUGUUCCAUGAUUUACCUAAGGACUUAAAUAUUUACGGAGUUACAGCUGCAAAUGAAUCUGAAUCUUCUUAUGCUACAUAUUGUGAUAGUGAUGCUUAUGUAAAUGGAAAAGACCUUGGUACUUGCUUAGGUGAUUUGUUUUCGGUUAAAUGGAUGGAAGAUACAUAAAAUAAUAAAAGUGAAAAAUAUACUCUAUAAUAAUAAUUCGUUAAGGUAAAAAAAUAAACUAACGAGUCUCAUGUUAUGUAAUAUGGAGAUUUAAGUUGGUCUGCAAAAACUCCUAUUAGUACAUUUUUGGGACACUACAAGAAAACAGAAGAAUAAUCUUAUUUUGGAAGUUUCAUUAGAAAUAAACUACUUUAAUUUUAAGAUAUUUUCGGAAAAAAUGAUAAUGAAUCUAAUAUUUCCUCAAAAAAUAUUGAAUCUAGAUAAGUUAAAUUAUAGUAUUUGAUUAAUAAAUAUAAAAAAAACCCUACUGAUUAAAAUUUCAGUAAUCUUAAUGUUGAAUUAUAGUCUAUUAAAUACUUUAAUGAUAGAUUUAUUGAAUUAAAAAAUAAAACUAAGCUAAGUGGAGAACACUAUGUAGGUACUAAUUUCGAUUGCUAUAAAAAGAUAGUAGAGAUUUUCAAGUAAAAAUGUGGAGUUAUGCCAGAAGGAACAUAUGGAAAUUAUAGAUAUCUUUAUGAAUUAUGUGCAGUAAAUGAUGAAAAAUAUAGUGCCGAUGUUGUUGAGAAAAUGUGUUGAUUUUUUUCUUUUUAUUAUAAAAGAAAAAUAUAAUAUAUUUAAUUAUAUUUUUUUUAUAUUUUUUUUUUUUUUUAAAUAUUAAUUUUUUUAAUUAAU